CAUUUCGGCGCAGAAGCGCAUAAAUUCCAGAAUAAAAACCGUUUUAUAUAAGAAAAUCAGUAUUUAUAACGAAAUUUAAAUAAUAAAUAAGUAUAAAAUGAUACGCCGACAAACAUUAUUACUAGCACAACUACAACAUGUGUACACCAAGCGUAAUAUUGCUUACAAAAAUCUGCUAGCGCUUAAAGGACGUGGUUUCUUUCAAGACAUUUUUCCCGAUACCGCAAAUGAACACAUGAAAGCACUCUUCACAAGUGGACCACAAACAAUUUACGCCGGCUUUGAUCCAACAGUCAAUAGCUUGCAUGUAGGCAAUUUGCUGGUGAUAAUGGGCUUGCUGCAUUGCCAACGUGCCGGUCAUAAUCCCAUUGCACUGGUUGGCGGCGCUACCGGCUUGAUUGGCGAUCCAAGUGGACGCAAAACAGAACGCAAUCAAAUGGGUGAAACCGAAAUCGAAACGAAUUUAAAAGGCAUUAGAAGUCAAUUGGAGCGUAUAUUCAAAAAUCAUCAAGACUGUUUGUGGGACGACAAAAAAUACAAACAUAAACUGCCUGAAUUACGUGUUGUGAACAAUGCCGACUGGUAUGCGAAUAUCAAUCUCAUCGAUUUCAUAGCUAACAUGGGUCGCCAUUUCCGUAUGGGCUCCAUGCUAUCACGAUCAUCUGUACAAACGCGCCUGGAAUCCGAGUCUGGCAUGAGUUUUACAGAGUUCACUUAUCAAAUUUUCCAAGCAUACGAUUGGUUGCAUUUAUGUCGUGCCUAUGAUUGUCGUUUCCAAAUGGGCGGCUCUGAUCAGAUGGGUAAUUUGAUGACCGGUCAUGAGUUAAUAAGUCGUGUGGUUAAAAAACCGGUUUUUGGCAUGACAUUACCUUUGGUAACCAACGAAGAAGGUGACAAAUUUGGCAAAUCGGCAGGAAACGCAGUUUGGCUCGAUGAAGAGAAAACCUCUGCAUUUGCGCUGUACCAAUUCUUUGUGCGCAUGCCUGAUUCCGAGGUUGAAAAGCUUUUAAAACUUUUUACAUUCAUACCGCUGCCAGAAGUUGAACUGUUGAUGCGUGAACAUAACAGGGAGCCAGAAAAGCGUAAAGCACAAACUCUCCUAGCCGAAGAUGUGACACUGCUCGUGCAUGGAGAAAAGGGCCUUAAGCAGGCUGAGCGCAUAACAGACGCUUUAUAUAAAGGUAGUGUGGAUGCGUUGGGAGAACUCAAUUACGAGGAGGUGAAACAGACAUUCGCCGGUGCAAAAGUGGUGGACUUACUAGCCGAACCGGGCAUGUCUAUGCUGCAAUUGGCAAUGAAGGCAAAGUGUUUCAACAGUGAAAGUGAUGCGAUGCGCAUUAUAGCCGCUGGCGGCUUUUACAUUAACCAAAAGCGUGUGCAGAAUAUCGCUGAAAUUAUUUCGCAUGGCAUUCAUGUGCUGAAAAAUGGACUUUCACUGCUGCGUGUGGGGAAGAAGAACUUCUACAUUGUGCGCUGGCUUAAAUAACAUUGUUACAUUUUUAAAGUAGACUAAGUUGGAAAAUUAGUCAGUCGUGUUGUUUCAGUAAAAUAGAAGUUUUAUUAAUAAUUCUAA
Messenger RNA from Bactrocera tryoni, 1573 nucleotides. It is a transcript of the gene TyrRS-m, whose product is annotated as tyrosine--tRNA ligase, mitochondrial. Gene Ontology annotation, biological process: tyrosyl-tRNA aminoacylation. Gene Ontology annotation, cellular component: cytosol; mitochondrion. NCBI's taxonomy places the organism in Eukaryota, Metazoa, Arthropoda, Insecta, Diptera, Tephritidae. The record is from RefSeq and is a predicted model, not a curated record. The transcript is spliced from 6 exons. Gene Ontology annotation, molecular function: RNA binding; ATP binding; tyrosine-tRNA ligase activity. Bases 98 to 1486 code for a protein of 462 amino acids.